UUAACCUAUCCAGACAUGGACGGAGGCACGGAGUUCGCGGAGUAUGAGAAUGCAGAGGCAGUGGAUGCAGUCUCCUCGCCAUUCGAGCUACUGGAGCCCCCUACUUCUGGAGGCUUUCUGAAGCUGUCUAAGCCGUGCUGCUACAUCUUCCCAGGUGGAAGGGGGGACUCUGCCCUGUUUGCUGUGAAUGGAUUCAACAUCCUGGUGGAUGGCGGGUCCGACCGGAAGUCCUGCUUCUGGAAGCUUGUUCGUCACCUGGACCGGAUUGACUCCGUUCUGAUCACCCACAUCGGGGCGGACAACCUCCCGGGCAUCAACGGGUUGCUCCAGAGGAAGAUCGCCGAACAGGAAGAGGAGCGUCAACAGGGAUCCGACUCCGAUGGGGACUGGAUGAAGAACCUGAUCUCUCCCGAGCUCGGGGUGGUGUUUUACAAUGUUCCAGAGAAGCUGAGGAUGCUUGAGUCCACAGUGAAGGUAAAGCGCAGCAUUGAGGAGGCCUCUCUUACGUUGCAGUACCUCAACACGCUCGGCAUCAAGCCGGAACCACUCUUCAGGGUCGUCAGCAACACUAUUGAACCGAUCACUCUUUUCCACAAACUUGGUGUUGGGAAACUAGACAUGUACGUUCUGAACCCUGUCAAAGAGAGCAAAGAAAUGCAGUUCCUCAUGCAGAAAUGGGCUGGGAACAGCAAGGCCAAGACUGGCAUUGUGAUGUCCAAUGGGAAAGAAGGAGAGAUCUCUGUCCCUUAUUUAACUUCAGUCACAGCCCUCAUUGUUUGGAUUCCGCACAGUCCCACAGAAAAGAUUGUGCGUGUGCUGUUCCCUGGAAAUGCAUCACAGAACAAGAUCUUUGAGGGGCUUGAGAAGCUGAAACACCUGGACUUCCUGCGAUACCCAGUGGCGACUCAGAAAGACAUAUCCUCUGGAGCACCACCGCCUAUUAUCAAACAAACUAAAAUCAGAUCAAGGACCGAUAGCAAAGAAAGUCUGAAAUCCUCCCCCAAACCACACACUAAGACCAGCAAGAAAGAAACCAGUGGACAAGAAGAGUCCAAAAAUGACCUGAGUAAAGAAAACAAAGUAGAGAAGAAAGAGGAGAAGAAAGUCAAAAGCAUUAGUACAAAAGCCACCAAGCAGCAGAAGAACAGUGAGGUAGCUCCCCAGGCAGCCAAACUGGAGAAAAAGAAAGUAGCCAAGGACAAAGUUAUCAAGAAAGAAAAGACAGCCAAGAUGGACGAAAAGAAAGACAUGGAGAAGAAAGAAGUCAAGAAAGAGAAGCGUGAAGUCAAGAAGGAAAACAUCAUGAAGAAAGAGGAUAAAAAAGACUCCAAGGUCAAGGAGGAUAAGAAGAAAGACCCGAACAAGCCUGAGCUAAGAAAAAUCACUAAACCAGACCUGAAGCCGCUUACUCCUGAAGUUCGGAAGACUUUACACAAAGCAAAGACUCAGACUAAACCCAAGACGGACAAAAAUAAAUCGGCCAAAGAGCAAAUGGAGGAGAAAAAGGCAGUCCCCAAAAAGGCCCCGGAACAAGCAGCUGCAGCUUCUAUAAACCGGUCCGUCCUUUCCUCCCCUGAGGACCUCACUGAGGACUUCAAAGCCCUUAAAAAGGACGAGAUGUCCACCCUUCGGAGUGAGCCUAUACAAAAUGAUAUGAUGUCCCAGCGUUCGGAUUAUACAGAUGCUAAAAUCUUCACUGAUGAGAAAAUAACAUCUCCAGACACAGAGUCUACAUCCCCUCUGCCGCUCAACACAGCACAACAGGGAGAAGAAAGCAACGAUGAAGGGCCAUCGGAACCGAUCUCUGACAUAGUGAAGAAGGAAGAAAAUGGUGGGUUAGAUAGAACGCGUGAGGAGGAUAAAAUGGAAAGAUAUGAGAACUUGACAAGAUCCGACAUCAAAGACACGUCUAGGAGGAGCGACAGCUCAGAGGAGGAGAGUGAUGUUAUUGAAAAAGCAGACCUGGAGGGAACAGAAGACGAUGAGGAGUUCAAGUACAAAACAGAGGAAGCAAAGAAAGGAAAGGAAUCUGGAAAAGAGUGGAGCACCAUGCCAACUGAACAGAAACCCCUUUCGGCCAUUGCCACAGCUGGGAAAGCAACAGCAAUGUCCGCCUCAGAAACAUUUCAGUUAAUCCAAGAUGAGACCAUUCCUGGUUACUCCGAAACAGAACAGACCAUCUCUGAUGAGGAGAUUCACGAAGAAACAGAAGAUAGGAUGCCACAGCUUCAGUAUGACACGGCCUCCUAUAACAUUUCGGUCCCUGACGUCCCAGGAACGUUUGACUCCAUGCACGGCAUGAAGGAGAUAAAGACCCCCACUGUCUCUAAGGUGGAAGACGUUAAACCCAAAGGCUUCAUGGUAAGUCAUGAUCCCGUUCUUUCAGCAUUUCCCAGCAUCAUCACGGCUCCACUCGCAGAGGAAGAGCACAUCUCCUCUGCCACCUCGAUCACCGAGUACGACAAACUGUCUUCCUUCCCUACAUCCAUGGCAGAGGACCAGUCCAUAGCAUCAGUGACUGCACCUCGGACCGAGGAGACUGGGAAGAGCUCACUCCACCUGGACACCAUCAACGGCAUUCCCUCCCGCACUGAGGCAACCCAUGGGAAAGAAUAUCUACACUCAGCAGGAACUAUCUCCCCCACUUCCUCCCUGGAGGAAGACAAAUGUUUCAAAUCACCUCCCUCUGAGGAGUACCAGCCAAUUAUUCCCGAGAUGGAGGCUAUAGAUAUGAAGGCCAAACCAGUCCAAGAGGACGAAGAUGAAGAUGAAGAUGAGGAUGAGGACCAGACUCCCAAUGUUGACAUUCCUCUCGGUAAACUUCAUGAAGGCUACGAGAGGGCUGCUUCGGCGAUGCUCCAGGAGAAGGAGAAAUCCUCUUCAGCUACUAUGUUUUCACCUCCUUCCUCUGACACUGAGCCCUCUCCGACACGGCCCACUGAAGCAAAACAAGCUUCAUUUAGUGACGAGUCAAAGAGUAAAGAGUCUGCAACUUGGGAUGAAAAGAAGUCACCUUCACCACCUUCAUCAUUUUCCACAGGGUUAGUUUCUGGCUCCAUGCAGGAAAGUUUAGAAAGAUGCCUAAGUCCAGAUGACAGCACCAUGAAACUUGCUUCUCCUACACCGUCAAUCCCCACCAGCAGUGGCUACUCUCCAACUGAGGAAAAGCCAUUUAGGAUGGAGGAAAAUGAAGCUCAAACUUUAGGCAAACUAAAUGCAGCUGAGACUUUAAGCAAGCCAAGUGCAGACAUUCCGAAAACUGACAACAGUGCCGUUGGUCUCUCCGAUGAACACUCAACAUCAGAAGGCUCUGAGGACUCUGAGGAUGAAGAGGAGGAUGAAGGUGAUUAUUAUGUCAAGAAAGACCUACAGCCUGUUGUGAAUGCAAGGCUCAUGGAGGAGAAGGAGGGGAGGUUCCUAGACGAUGACGACCUGUCUGACUCAAAGCCUCCUAUGGAGGGAAAAGAGCAAAAUGAACUCUUAGAAGAGUAUGACAUAGAAUCAAAGAACUACUCACAGGUCAAGGACUCAGAAAAAACUAAAAACAGACAAGGCAUUGAAGAACAGCCCAAACGCCAUGUGAUGUAUUCAGAUGAAGAAGACGAGGAAGAGGAUGAUGAGGAAGAUUAUGGUUUCCAAAGUGGGGGAGGAUCUAAGACUUCAACGGCUGAUCCUAUCCAACAUAUUACUAAAGAAGACGGCAAAGAAAAACCAGACCAAACUGAAAUCCAAGAGCAGGAGAAAAGUGUUCAUUUUAGUCUCUAUAACUGCCCUGAGAGGGAGAGCAAAGAAAAGGAGUCCGAAAGGGACAUGAGGCAAGAUACCCCCUAUGUGCAUGGCAAGACAUUUUCCUAUAGUGACAUUUAUGAUUGCAAACCAAGCACGCUUGACUCUAAACAGGGGGCUUCUGGGACAAUGGAGAGAGCCACUGUAAAAAGCAGUUUGGAUUCAAAGAAAGAAUCGGACGGCUCCCCCUGCCUGCCCACAGCCCCCCACAUAAAGCCAGAGGAAGAGGAAUAUAUCAGCUCUUACGAAAAAAAUCGCUCCACCUCAUACGGUCUUGAGGCCAAAAGCCCUGUAAAAGACGUUGAAAGAAGUAAGAAAGAAACAGAUGUAUAUGAGUAUGGCAGAGAUACCCGUUUUCCUUCUGUGGCUGAUAGGCCUGAGGCCUCUUCCACCUCCCUGUCACCAGAAAAAGAGGCACUCUCCUUCAAAGAUCACAGUGACAGUCUGAAGUCUGGUGCAUAUUCAGAAAAAUCCUCUACCGCAAGCUACUACGAGAAGGUUGCUUCACCAACAGCGAGAGAUGAAGAGGAUUACGAUGAUGAUGAAGUUAUUGAUGAUGAUGAUGAUGAGGAAGAAGAGGAGGAGGAAGAUGAGGAAGCUGCCAGCGAUUCAGAUAAUGAGAAAGGAGCCAAAGAAAAAUCUGAGAAGGACGUCAAAAGUCCAGUCAGCCAAAUGAUAGAGUCCAAAAGGACUGAGUUCAUGGUUUCCAUGGCUGGCUAUGGUUAUGACAGUCAGAGCAAACCAAGCACCACCGAAAGCAGUGCCUGCCCACCCUUCAAGGCUGAAGAGAAGGCCAAAGCCGUUUCCCCAUCCUUCAGCAGCAAGCCCACAGACGUAGGAGCCACAGGGUUCUCUGGCUCCUCCACUGGGUUUCAAUAUUCAUAUGGAAUUGGAGAUAAAGACUCAUGCCUAUCCAGUCAGAUUAAAGACAAUGAAAAGAUGGACAUCUCCCUAAAAUCAGAGGAUCGCUAUUACCAGAGCGACAGAUCAGAUUCUGAUUAUGAUAAACAGAAGACACCGGACCAUGUAGGAAAACCCUCUCUGGACACAAGCUUUCAGUACACCUCUACAGCAGCUCCUGCCUACUCUUCCUCUUCUGCCUACAGCUACUCCUCCUCCACCUCUGGCUCUCUGUCCACCAGCCGGCAGUUUGGAGAGGACCUGGAGACCCCUGCCACAGCAGAGCCUCUGUUUGAAUACUCUUCCUUCAAAGACGAACCCUCCCCAAGCAUUGACUCACCCUUCUCCAGCUCUGGAGCCACAAAGGAUGAGUAUCUGGAAGUGUCUGAGAAACAGAUGAAUGCCCUAUCCACCACAACCUCCACAACAGAGCCCAACUCUAGCCAAGCUCGCUCGUCACCACUCCCAUUCCAUGAGGUCAAGAGCUUUCCCUCAAUCUCUUCCACUGCCUUUGCUGACGACCACAAAGUGGAGUGUAAGACAGGCUUGGAUGGAUUCACAGAGAAGACGCCUCAGUCUGAGUACUUCUAUAAACCAGGUUGGUCUGAGGACUCCAAGCUGGAGACAGCUAGUGGGUUCGGGGCGUCUGCAGGAGCAUUCGGCCAGCCGCCACCACCCUCAAAAGACACAGAAUCAGCCGCUGCUGCUCUUUUCGGCAUCACCUCCUCACCUCGCCCGGAGACAGCAAGCAAGCAUUACUUUGAGGAGACAGAUAGCAGUGAGGAAGAAGAGGAUGAGGAAGCCUACGUGCGUGAGGUCGCUCAGAAGUCUCCAUGCGUUGACGGCCUUAGCGGUGCCCUCUCGUUCUCUGAAAAAAUAAGUGAGCCUUUCCCCACCAUGAGUUCAGGUGCUAAGGUCCCUGAUGUUCUUAGCUCCUACAAACCCUCACCAUUUGAUAUAAGCAAGCCUGACACAGCCAAUGGACCCACAGAGGUCAGCAUGAGCUCUCCUGUCACCCCUGCAGCAGCGGCGUCCGGGGCCACGGCCCCCAGCUCCGCUAGCUACAGGGGUACGUACGAUUGGGAGAUGCCCAAGCCUCAGAUCGGAAUGGUUCCCGGAGAUUCGCCUCCACAUUACCGCCAUGAGGAUGAAUUCGAAGAGGAGCGUGAGACGGAACCAGAACGACCCGCCCGUCCUCUCUCCCUCUCCUCUACCGACCAGGCAUUCCGCUCUCCGUUCUACGCUGAGGAGUGUAGCCAGGGCGGGAUGGAAGACGACGACGAGGACAGCGACCAGGACGAGGCCGAGGGUGAGACACAGAUGGGGGCGGCCUCCUCUUACGUCAGCCGCAGCUCCCCAGGCUACUCCGCCUCGGAGCAGAGGCAGCGCAAAGGGGACCUCUCGCCGUCCUUCAUCAACCCCUGCAUGAAGCACAUGUCCAGCGAGGAGGAGGAUGACGAACAGGGAUGCAGGAGUGACCAAUCCCAGGAGGGCAUUGAGCACGAUCUGUCAGUCAAGAGAAGGGCCAACCGACAGUCGUCGCAUCAUCCGUCACAGAGCCAGGAAACUGCCGCUAUGUACCAACCUGGUACCAUGUCCAUGGGGCUGGCCCUGGCUACCGAGGACACCCCGCCGACUUCAGUCAGCGAGUCUUUGGCCUCUCAGUCUGACUCAGACGUCCCUGGCGGCGCUGAAGAAUGCCCCUCACUCCCUGGAGACUGCAACAUGGACUCAGAUGACGAUGCUGUGUACCUGCCUAGGGACAAGGCCACCGCUAUGGCAGGAGGCAGCCAGCGCUCUCCCACCGCCGGCAGCCGUGACCCUCCUCCUACCCCCUUCAUGGACCCUCACCCACGUCCCCCUCACCCUGAUGUCUGCAUGGUGGAUCCAGAUGCUCUGGCCCCCGAAGGCCUCACAAAGAAAGAGGCCAAACCCAAAGGCCUUAAGAAGACCUCUGGCAAGACCAAGUCAGCUUCCCCUGCCAGACGUAAGAAGUCCCCCAUGCCCCUUAAGCAGACCUCGUCCCCUCGCACUUUGUCCCUAAAGAAGAAAGAGGCAGACAAGAGCUCCAGGAUGUCUCGUUUGUCAGACGGACAGGGAUCCAAGGAUGACGACCUCUCCAGGUCAAGCUACAACCCUGGAAAGGCAACCACCAACGGUGUCAAGAGCAGCUCCGGCUCUCUGAAGUCAGGCUCAGCCACCCCCACCACUGGUAUGCCCGUUUAUGUGGACUUGGCCUACAUUCCCAACCACUGCAGUGCCAAGAACAUCGACCAAGAGUUCUUCAAGCGCGUUCGAUCCUCAUACUACGUUGUCAGUGGCAAUGAUUCAAGCAGUGCAGAGCCUAGCCGAGAUGUCUUGGAUGCGCUGCUCGAUGGGAAGGCCCAGUGGGGAUCAAACCUGCAGGUGACACUGAUCCCAACCCACGACACGGAGGUGACCCGGGAGUGGUACCAGCAGACCCACGAGAGGCAGCAGGAGCUCAACAUCAUGGUGCUGGCCUCCAGCAGCACUGUGGUCAUGCAGGACGAGUCCUUCCCGGCAUGCAAGAUUGAGUUUUAA
Gadus chalcogrammus (walleye pollock) is the source of this 7248-nucleotide messenger RNA. Its product is annotated as microtubule-associated protein 1A-like. Bases 16 to 7248 code for a protein of 2410 amino acids. Gene Ontology annotation, molecular function: actin binding; microtubule binding. Gene Ontology annotation, cellular component: dendrite; synapse; cytosol. Gene Ontology annotation, biological process: axonogenesis; microtubule cytoskeleton organization; regulation of microtubule depolymerization. Lineage: Eukaryota; Metazoa; Chordata; Actinopteri; Gadiformes; Gadidae. The record is from RefSeq and is a predicted model, not a curated record. The transcript is spliced from 4 exons.